This is a messenger RNA of Histoplasma mississippiense, 888 nucleotides long. RefSeq lists its product with no specific name. The coding region runs from base 1 to 888 and encodes 295 amino acids. The transcript is spliced from 9 exons. NCBI's taxonomy places the organism in Eukaryota, Fungi, Ascomycota, Eurotiomycetes, Onygenales, Ajellomycetaceae. The record is from RefSeq and is a predicted model, not a curated record.
AUGGGAAAUAAUAAAAGUGGCGUUUUUGGCUGCGAACCCGGAGGAGUUGGAAAAGUAGAGACCGAUACGAGAUACGACACUGGCCCUGGACAUGCGGAUCUUGGGCCUAGCAAUCAUGUUUGCUCCACCGCUGGCCCCCCCCCCGGUUUAGACCCUGAAGAGGGCUUCGCUGCUGGCAUCAGAUUUACACCCAUGUACAUGUACAGUACAUCCCUUCAGCGUCAUUGGAAGAAACCAGCUCAAUCUGCCCGAGAAAAUGGCACCGAAACUCUAAGUGAUAUCUAUGUACUGUACAAGGGUUGUCGAAUACCCCAUUGGCAGAGCAGUUUAAACUUGUUUUGGCAACCAGCAUUGGGCAUGGCGCAAUCAUCUACAACGGCUGCGUCUCCAGCGACUACCACGGCUGGCCCUAUCACUGUCUUCCAACUCAUUGUCCCCGCCGCAACUCCUGUACCCAGCGAAGCAUCCAUUAUUGGCGUCCGCAACGAUGCUAUUACAUUCGGCAUAGAUGUCGACUGCUUGCCAAUUCUCGCAGACGGCAGUUGUGAACCAGUUUCGGGCUUUGAAACCGUUACAAUCAUACAGGGCCCCAAGACUUUCUCGCAGUCUAUCUCGAUGUCCGGAAUAUUCAUGGACGCCGCUUGCUCCCUGAGUGGCACCACAGUAGCAGAUUGCAUAUUGAAAGUGGAAUCUGGUAAGAAAAAAGACGAGACUUCCAUUAAAUUGAUUGGAUCGCAAAUUGCGACCGCAUUCGCCACUAUCACGGCCACGGCCGGUAUCGAGAAACUUGCCAAUGUACCGCCGAAUGCUGCGCCAAAGGCCACUGGGAACGUCAAUUGGGCGAUUGGCGGUGCCGCUGCGGCCCUUGCGAUGGUUGCUGCCCUAUAA